This is a messenger RNA of Nematocida minor, 2931 nucleotides long. RefSeq lists its product as uncharacterized. The transcript has a single exon. The record is from RefSeq and is a predicted model, not a curated record. NCBI's taxonomy places the organism in Eukaryota, Fungi, Microsporidia. Bases 1 to 2931 code for a protein of 976 amino acids.
AUGAAAAACUGGAAAAUAAGGCAAUUACUGAAUUCAGGUAUGCUGCUCGCUCUACUUGCCAUGAGGUGCAGAGGAAGCGAAGAUGCUUUUAGCAAAGAGAUAAGAGACUACACUGGGCCAGGAGAAGACAAAGAUAAAGGAAUGGAAAUAGUGGGGGAUCUGUACCUUUCUUCUGCCAAUUUACUUAUGGAUGCAGAAUUAGCUAGGGAUGGAAUGGAGAGCCACUAUAUCAGAGAAGAACAGUACACUGCACAGCCAGAGACAGGAGAGGAUAUUUUCAAUGAAGAGAUGUCCAGCACACUUAGCACGUUGGGAAGCGAGUAUGAAUUAAAAGAUGAAAGUUUAGAUCUUGAUUUUAUGAAUCUAGACAAAGAUGUUUCUAUCUGGAACGGGCUCGACACAUUCAGAACAGUGGAGAGUAUGGCACAGUGCUACAAUUUGCCUGAACACUCUGGACACAGCCCAGAAAUAGCGAGUACCAGUGGAAGCUUUCUUAAAGGGGCAGAAGACAGUGGUGCCAAGCUGAGAAUAGGGAAAAAAAGAAAGAAAAGCAAUGAUCUAUUGGAGGAGAGAAAAGUUAAAAGAAAGCCCAGAAAUAAAAGAUGUGCAGUCCAGCACAGACAAUCUGUACAGCACAUAACAACAGAUGAUGACGAACACAUUGGCCUUGAUGCUGAGCCAUGCGAUGAUGGUACAAAAUUCAGGAAUACGCGAAGAAAAGGGUACAGACUGAAGAAAAAGACAAUAUACAGACAUAACAUCAACGAAAAAAAUAUGCGCAAGAAAGUAAAAGCACCAGCCUAUCAAGAAAAGCUCCAAAAAGACAUUCAAAGCUUUUCUGCACAGCCUGUGCCAGAGACAGAGAAGAAUGCGCUGUGGUACUUCAUUGCAUACGUGACUACAACUAUAAACACAAGAUACAAGGCUCUUUUUGGGCUGCAGGAGCUGCUGAAGAAUGGCAAAUACAGGAAAAUACUGGAGGGCCUGAAGGGAUACUACCCGGGAGCAGUUAAUGACCUGAUAGAGUACAUACAAAAGCACAGGCCGAUAAGAAGCGGCAAUGAAAACUGUCUGUUCAGGUGCAAUGAGACUCUUGGAGACAUCUACAUGCGGGAAGACCUUGAGCUAAACAGCUACAGCCCAGAAGAGGACAGGAUAUUUAGCCAGAUGGACAAGAAGUACCAUGCGCUAGCCUGUGCAGUGCGGAUGGUGCUGGUGCUGCCUGAGGUGUACACAGACUUUUCCAACAUCAGCUCAGAGUUUAUAGAGCAGAUUGGAGCGUUAGAUGACUCCGAUGCGAGCAAAGAGAACCGCUGGCUUCUAUUUAAAAUACAGGAGAUAGCGUACAUGCAUGCAGCAGAAAAGAUAGAUAUUACAGUAUACGAAGAGCUCUACAGUGUGUUUGCAGAUAUGCACACUGAAGAAGUGAUGGAAAAGCUGACAGCUUCUGAGCUCUACAGAAACAUGUACGUGCUUCUUGCCAAUUUCUAUGAGAAAGCAGACAUGGUUGACAGAAAAACUCAGCACGUUCUUGUGGGCAAGUGCAUAAUAGCGAACCAGAAGUAUAUGAGGAGCGAGAUAGAGGUAGAUAUAGCCCCAACGGAGAGCAAUAAAAGAGUUCUCUCUUCAGAUUAUUCGUGCAAAGAGAACAAAUGGGGCAUUUCAUCCGGCGUAUGUGCACACUACCAUGUGCUAUACGUGAACAAUGCCACAAAACAGACUAGGAGGCUGUGCAUGCCUAUGUACGUAGACAAUGGCGGAAAAGAGCACUAUCUGCACACAGUUGAUGCCAUAGUAAAGUACAUUGAAGAUCUCUACGCCAUGGAGAAAAGGCAGGCUCUUGUGCAUCCAUUUAAGGUAAGAAAGGGAACUAGGCUGUGGUCGUAUAUAGAUAAGAAGGAUAGGGAUAUGACAGUGCAGGACCUAGAAGAGUACAAGGUGGUGUUUUACCACAUUGAGGAAAAUUUGGAAGAAACAGGGCUUACAUUUGCAGAGCUCAGGCCGCUGCGCCCCCAAAGCAAGAGCAGCAUAGGCAUUCCUCUUUUCCUGACUCCUCUGAUGCGGUCGGCUGUGGAGCUCGGGCCCUUUGACAAGACGGGCGAGCAUGCAGAGAUGUUCUCAAUAGACUUUGAGGACAGAGAGCCUGAUGUGUAUACGUACAGCAGCAAGUACAAAGACGAAAAAUGCUCAGAUGUGCAUGGAUACUACAGCAAUCUAUAUAUAACGGACAAUACAGAAAAGAAGGAAAGUGCAGACUGCUACAUCAUGGAGUGUGGGCUGACUAAGCAGGGAGAGAACAUAGUGCAGGCUGCGUGGCAUGCAAAAAUGGAGAGCAGUGUAGAUGCAUACACACACUGUGUGCCCAGUAAGAGCUUUAUGGAAGAGAGGAACGAAAAAGAGUUUCAUGCUUUUAUUGAUGCAAUAGAGUCAAGAGAGUACUACCAGGACAGCGAGUUGCAGGGCUUCUGGCUGCGCAAUAACUGCGCAUCAGACAAAGCACCAAAGGCAUCGGAAUGGGAAGCACAGACAAUAUUUAAUCUUCUGGGAAACAGGAAAUUUUAUAGGUCGUUUGUAUCUCAAGGAGAGCUGAAGAUAAUUAGGACGAAGAUUUAUAAAGAAGAGCACAGAUUAAAAGCGAUAGAGAACAAACAGAAGGCUCUGGGGAAGUUGAAUACGAAAACAGAUACAAAGAAGGAAAUACUGCAGAAGAAGUCAGAAACUGUGAAAAAAGGAAUGGUCAAGAGGAAAAUAAAAGAGCUGUACAAAGAGCUCUGUGCACUGCUUUCCAAAAGGCCAGACCUGCAGACAGAGCUCAUCGUUUUCCGCAAUGUGAACAAAAGCAAGUCUAACCUAGGAGCACACAACGAGAUUCUUGACGUCUUCACUUCAGCGUAUAAGUAUGCAAAAAUAGCACAAGAAGACAAAGAAUAA